AUGAUGCGUCCGCGAGCAGAAUUUAUAUGUGUAUCGCGGCUGCGGAUCUCCAUCUCGCUGUCAUGGCGAAAGAUCGCACAAUUAUUAACCGAAAAUGUGCAUUGGGACCGCAAAAGACCCACUAAUUCUCAUACAGUCACUGCAGCAAGCCAGAGAAGACAUGUCGGUCAUGGAAUAGUUAUGCCUUGCCGAAUGAUGUCGUCCGUUUUAGGCGAGCUCUUCCGAGAUUCGCGAAACUUUGACGCGAAUUUGAUUAAAUGCCCUAAAUUUGCAAUGGAGACCCAGGCCUGCGAAGGCGUCCAAGACACCACGUCAGCUCUGGCAUUCCGAAUCAAGACGGCCGCCACACUGGCGACCUCAAUUCCACGCUCUAUUCCACUCCUCACGAGAUCCACGAUUACUUCUGCGCGCUGGAUUCGCGCUCGCAUAACCACGAUUGAUUCAACGCCUCUCCACUUCUUCACUACACGUUGCACAAGGAAGUGGCUCCACGACACUUCGUCCCGGAGAUCUAAAAAGCCAGCAAUCUGGAAACCUAACGAGAUAGACCAGAAGUCUAAAAAUACACUGCAGAGGCUACAAUCCCUUCUUCAGUCCGAGCCGGAAACGCCAAGGACUGAAACAUUAUCGCAGAGUUCAUCUACGGCUAGAUGGAACAAGCAGAGUGAACUUGCGGAAUUGAAUGAUAUUCUAUCGGACGAGGAGGAACAAGAUCACCUAGUGACAGAACAAUUUGUGGAUCAUGCUCUGCCACUAAUAACCCACAUACAGCCCAGGACCAUCAAAGUACCCGAAUCACCGGUUGUUCGUUGGAAAAGGCGAGGGGGCGCUUAUUUUGAACGAUAUCAUAAGACUGUUGAAAGGAGCGAGUCGAUCUGUGAUCCAAGUACAAUUGCCUUCCUCAAAGACCACGUGAAGAAACUUCAGAUUCCUGCAAGGAUUGCGAAGGCCCCCGAACUUCCAUUUGCCGGGAUAAUGCAUUCUUUCGUGCAAGUCAUCACGACGCCCACGGCGGAUACACCAGGCACGACGCUCCUCUUGCACUUUGCGAAAAAGCGCUACAUAAUUGGCAGCUUAGCUGAGGGCACGCAACGCGCGGCAGUGCAAUUUGGGGCCAGACUGCUCAAGGUCCAGGACUUUUUCGUCACUGGACGCACAGAAUGGAGGAAUGUUGGGGGUACGAUUGGCAUGAUUCUCACAUUGGCUGAUUCCCUCGCCUCUAGCCAACAUAGCGCACUAGAGGAGACCAUGAAGAAGUUGCGGGCGAAAGCGAAACGUGAAGGCUACGCGGAUGAUGUUGGCAAGAUGCGGCGGCUCGAGGGGGAAGUGAAGAAGAAACAUUCUGGCAGAAUCAACUUCUUUGGACCUCCGAACAUGAACUACAUGCUUGCCACCACCCGCCGUUUCGUGUUUCGAAGAGGCAUGCCGGUGGAUAUUCACGAAAUACGCAGUCCACAAACCUCGGGCUCGGUGGAAGACCGGAACGACGAAUGGGCGCCUACCUGGAUGGAUGAGAAUAUCAAGGUCUGGGCCAUGGCCAAUCUACCCUCAAAUGCAUCCACCCGAAGAGCCAAUUCUUCUGUCAGCCCUCGCAAGCGAAGCCUCGAGGAAGCCUUUGCUGCCGAGACAACACCGAAUGUCGAUAAGGAAAUGGGGAAUCUCAAUGACAUUGUUGAGGACAUGACUGCUGAAGAUCGCAACUAUCUAACAGUAAAGGCCGUUGUUGGGGAAAUGUUUGACUCCGCCUGGCGUCUAGACACUUUGCAUGAGACACUCUUGUCUGCAGUCAAGUUGCCCGCUACUAUUUUCGUACGGGAUGCUACGACUCAUAAAAUCGUGCGAUAUUCUGGACCACUUCCUGAUGGGAAAACUACGCUUCCAGACCCUGACCUUAAAGUCCUAGUGCGCCGACCCUGGCCUGGUGCCCUUGUCGAAAGCUUACCUCCUGCAACGCCUGCCAAAGAAUCUGUCAGCUAUAUUAUUCGCUGCCAAUUCCAACGAGGAAAGUUUAAUGCCAAGCGAGCCAAGGAGUUGGGUUUGCAGUCAGGCCCAAAUUUCCGUAAGCUGACCCAGGGCGAGAGUGUUGUGAACGACGCAGGAGAAACGAUCACUCCAGAGAUGGUACUUUCUGCUGGUAAGGAGGGCGGAGGCGUUGCAGUCAUCGACAUUCCUCAUGUGGACUACAUCGAGGGUACGCUUGGCCGACCUGAGUGGCACGAGCCUAAGGUUAUGGCUGGAGUGGGUGGGAUGUUCUGGAUGUGUGGCCCAGACGUUGCUAAGCAUCCUCGAAUCCAUACGUUCAUGCAGCAGUUCAAGCAUCUGGAGCAUAGUGUGGCAUCGCCCGAUUAUUGUCCUAACAACAUUGCUCUGGAGGGCACCGCUUCAUCAACUGUGAUGCUAAGGAAGCUCGAUCCUGAUCGGUACAGCAUUCCGGUCCAUGAUGGUACAACACCUGACGGAACUUUGCUUCGAGGCGCAACUGAAAAUGCUGUGAUCACCGCCCAAAAUCAUCCUCUGCCCGAGGGAGUGCAUAUCGCUGCCCGAGGUCACACUCUUGACCUUGAACCAAGUAUCAAAUAUGAUUCUAGCAAUGCUGCGCCCGCCUUCGUCGUUGCCGAUGCAGAAGCUGAGGUCCCGGAUGACGCAAUAGCAGAGGCAGACAAGGCUCGGGCAGCCAUCGCCUCUGUCGAUGAGAAAAUGGAAGCAUGGAUCAACAGUCUCCCUCCUGGUAGCAAGGACGUUGAGAUCAUCACUCUGGGUACUGGUUCUGCGCUGCCGUCCAAAUAUCGAAAUGUCUCCGCGACUUUGGUGCUGGUACCAAACUGGGGAAACAUCCUAUUCGACUGCGGCGAGAACACACUAGGGCAAAUGAAGCGUGUCUUCACCGAGACCGAAUUGAAGCAAGUGCUGCGCGAUUUGAAGAUUCUCAGCAUCAGCCACAUGCACGCGGAUCAUCACCUUGGCACGGCGGCCGUAAUCAAGGCUUGGUAUCAAGAAGUACACGGCGGACAGCCUGGGCCAACACAAGCACCCACCGAGACCACCUCUAAGAUCGACAUCGAUAAGCUCUUCCGCGACGAUCGACGCUUGGCCGUCGUUUCCGAGACUGCCAUGCAGGCAUGGCUCUACGAAUACAGCUGUAUCGAAGAUUACGGCUAUUCUCGAAUCGCGCCUAUAGUGUUGACUCCUACGAGAAAGUAUUUUGACGGCGACGGUCCAGGAACCAGACCGCCCCUUCACUGGUUCACUCUUUCGUCGGCUCUUGAUAGCUUGAGCGAAAAGGCUCGCGUGGCCCGAUUAUCCGCGACUCGAGUUCCACUCUCCCUUCUCAAUCUCACUAAUCUGGAGGCCGCACAGGUCGUGCAUUGCCAUGGCGCCCGCGCGGUCAGCAUCACCUUGCCUUCUGGUUUCAAAAUUAGCUUCUCGGGCGAUUGUCGACCUUCGCGGGACUUUGCGAGAAUCGGUCGGGGCAGCACCGUCUGCAUCCACGAGGCGACCUUCGACGAUGAGUUGAAGGGCGACGCCCUGGCCAAGAAACACAGCACUACCUCGGAGGCGCUGCACAUUGCGGAGAGUAUGAACGCUCGCGCUUGCGUUUUGACGCACUUCAGUCAGCGAUACCAGAAGGUUCCCAUUCUAGAAAGGGGCGAGGGCGAGGAACUGGAUCCGAAUACUGCGUCGACCGCUCCCCCCGCUGUGGAUGGGGAUGACGUGGAUAUGUCCCGCCCCGCCGAUGCUAUUGACGAUGCGCCGGAUGCAGAAGCGCUUUAUGAGGGCGCCCCCGAAGAGGACAUGACCUAUGCCGAUCAGAAGGGCUCUGCGGGAGCAGAUAGCGUCGGCCAGCAGUACGACCUUGAAGAUGCGAAGAAGCCCAAACUAGCCCGUGAAGGCUCGAACCCGGGCGAACCGGUCAAGCUGCGUCUGAAAUCGGACAUGAAAGUCUGCGUCGCGUUCGAUUACAUGCGCGUCAAAGUCGGCGACAUCGGGCACAUGGAGAAAUUUACGCCGGCACUGGUCAAGCUGUUUGAGGCCGCGGAGGCAGAGGACUCGGUGUUACUGUUCGAAGCGGAUGAGGCGGAUGAGACGGGCAUCGACGGUACAGGGAAUCAACAACAAGACAAGAAACAGGAUCGAAAGAAGAAAGGCGGACGGAGGAAUAACUAGAUGAAUUCCCAGCAAGCAAUGAGCGUGUUCUUCAAUCCCGUAAAUGAGUUUGUGCGCCGAGACUCCAUUCCUGUAUUCAAUGAAAUAUCGGUGUCAGUGUGGAGCAUCAAGCUACACGUGAUGUCAUACACGGGCAUAUAUGCGUUUUGAUAAUGUGAUUUUUUGGAGACGCCGCAAUUACAUAUGCAAGCCCAUAGGGCUGAUGCAGGCAAUCGUGGCAGGGACUUUCUUCUUGUUGGAAUUCCCUAAAAACCUGAUAUCAUACGAGGAAUAGCCAGUGAAGAUCGGCCACGCCGAGCCGUCAGGUCACUGUAAGAAAACACCGACACCAUCCCGUCCAUGCU
Dissoconium aciculare CBS 342.82 is the source of this 4508-nucleotide messenger RNA. RefSeq lists its product as uncharacterized. NCBI's taxonomy places the organism in Eukaryota, Fungi, Ascomycota, Dothideomycetes, Mycosphaerellales, Dissoconiaceae. The coding region runs from base 1 to 4164 and encodes 1387 amino acids. Gene Ontology annotation, molecular function: 3'-tRNA processing endoribonuclease activity. Gene Ontology annotation, cellular component: mitochondrion. The record is from RefSeq and is a predicted model, not a curated record. The transcript has 4 exons. Gene Ontology annotation, biological process: mitochondrial tRNA 3'-end processing.